This is a messenger RNA of Prosopis cineraria, 2603 nucleotides long. RefSeq lists its product as uncharacterized. The record is from RefSeq and is a predicted model, not a curated record. Lineage: Eukaryota; Viridiplantae; Streptophyta; Magnoliopsida; Fabales; Fabaceae. Bases 181 to 1869 code for a protein of 562 amino acids. The transcript has 22 exons. Gene Ontology annotation, molecular function: CTP synthase activity; identical protein binding. Gene Ontology annotation, biological process: CTP biosynthetic process; pyrimidine nucleobase biosynthetic process.
UAGAUAGAUUAUAUUAGAAAGGGACCUCCGGCUUCGGCUUCAGCUUCGGCAACCCAGGAGAGUGCUGCUGUCUUCUCAGCUUUCUCGUUAUCAACUUCCACCUUCCCGCUCUGAUAUAAACACAAACAUUUUGGUCCCAAUUCUGUACAGCAAUACACACAUAACACUAUACCUCUGAUAAUGAAGUACGUGUUGAUCACCGGUGGAGUCGUGAGUGGUCUGGGCAAAGGCGUGACGGCGAGCAGCGUAGGGGUCGUGCUCAAGGCCUGUGGUCUUCGUGUCACUUCCAUCAAAAUUGAUCCAUACCUGAAUAUAGAUGCUGGUACCAUGUCUCCUUUUGAACAUGGAGAAGUUUUUGUUCUUGACGAUGGUGGAGAGGUGGAUCUGGAUUUGGGAAAUUAUGAGCGCUUCCUAGAUGUCACACUUACAAAGAAUAACAAUAUUACCACUGGAAAAAUAUACCAGUCUGUUCUCGAGAAGGAACGUAAGGGUGAUUACCUUGGAAAAACUGUUCAGGUGGUACCACACAUCACAGAUGCCAUAAAAGAUUGGAUUGAAUCAGUUGCUGUGAUUCCUGUGGAUGGGAAGGAGGGACCAGCAGAUGUUUGUGUGAUUGAGCUUGGAGGCACUGUGGGUGACAUUGAAUCUAUGCCAUUUAUUGAGGCUUUACGGCAAUUGUCCUUUUCUGUGGGCUCUGACAACUUCUGUCUCAUCCAUGUUAGCCUAAUACCGGUGUUGGGUGUUGUGGGAGAGCAAAAAACAAAGCCUACACAGCACAGUGUCAGGGAAUUGAGAGCAUUGGGUUUGACUCCUCACCUUUUAGCAUGUCGAUCUGCUGAGCCUCUUUUGGAAAAUACGAAGGACAAACUCUCACAGUUUUGCCAUGUUCCGAUUGAUAAUAUUCUGAAUAUUCAUGAUGUUCCAAACAUUUGGCACAUUCCUCUCUUACUUAGGAACCAAAAUGCACACCAUUCAAUUUUGAGGCAGCUUGACCUACUCAGCAUUGCUAUGCCUCCUGACUUACGGAGUUGGACAAAGAUGGCUGAGACUUAUGAUAAUCUUACCGAUACUGUGAGAAUUGCAAUGGUGGGGAAGUAUGUUGGCCUAAAAGAUUCAUAUUUAUCUGUUAUGAAGGCUCUUCUGCAUGCUUGCAUUGCAUGCUCCUUGAAGCCAUCAAUUGAUUGGAUUGCAGCUUCUCACCUUGAAGAUGAUAGUGCAGAAUCAGUAGAUCCAGAAGCAUAUGCUGAGGCUUGGAAGACUCUGAGGGGGGCAGCUUGUGUCUUGGUUCCUGGUGGAUUUGGAGAUCGUGGUGUGAGUGGUAUGAUGCUAGCUGCCAAAUAUGCCAGAGAGAACAAUGUUCCAUAUUUGGGGAUUUGCUUGGGAAUGCAGAUUGCUGUGAUUGAGUUUGCAAGAUCAGUUUUGGGUUGGGAAAGGGCAAACAGCGUAGAGUUUGAUGCCCAAACGCCAAAUCCUGUUGUGAUUUUCAUGCCUGAGGGUUCACGAACCCACAUGGGAAGCACCAUGAGGCUAGGAUCUCGUAGAACACUAUUCCAGACGCCUGAUUCUAUUACUUCCAAGUUGUAUCACAACUCACAGUAUGUGGAUGAGCGGCAUCGGCAUAGAUAUGAGGUAAAUCCAGAUGUUAUUGGAACGCUGGAGGAAGCUGGGCUAAAAUUUGCUGGAAGAGAUGAAAGUGGAAAACGAAUGGAAGUCCUAGAGCUUCCAAGUCAUCCAUUCUACAUAGGCGUGCAAUUUCAUCCUGAAUUUAAAUCACGGCCUGCUAAACCCUCUGCUUUAUUUUUAGGUCUGAUUUUGGCGGCAACGGGGAAGCUGGAAGCCCACGUCAGUGGUUAUGAAAAUGGAAGUUAACGCACAAUCUUAUGCUAUUUUGACAAUGCCAUAGUAUUUUUUUUUUUUUAGGAUGACGUUUUUUCCCGAAACAAAAAAGAAAGAUGGGGGUGAAGCGAUUCCCCGCAGUUGGGUAUAAAUGCAGCUGCCUCAGAUUCGUUUUGAUUGGUUCCAAAAGCCUGUCCACUAUAUCGUUAUUUGGACGUCUCUUUCACUUCAUAGCUGUUACUAAGGUUCAGUAUUUUAAUCAACCGAUCCGGCAUUAAAAUCUUUUGACUCUGAUGUAACGCAAAACAUAGAGCUGUGCUAUAGUAUGUUUGGUGCACUAUCAGGAUGUUGAUUACAGGCAUUAAGCUCACCGUUAUCCCCAAAAUCCUGCCUUGUUUUAUUUACAAGAUUUGCCCCUAUUCAGUGUUCACCUUGAGUUCCAUAUUAUCUGAUCUGCUUUCCUUGGUUGCCGCGUUAUCGGUAUGUAUGCAGGUGGACGCAAUAUUGACCUCACACUUUCCAUCUGUUUGGAUCAUGCUUAAUUUUGUUCAACAUUAUGAAGAUUUAGAUCGUCGAUCACUUGUUCAAUCUUGAAAAUUUGGAGAAUUUUGUAUUUAUAUAUUUAAUUAUCAUUUUCAGUUGUGUCUCAUUUAAUCUAGAAAAUAGUAAUGAUUCGCUCUUUCGUCUCCCACUAUUAUUUCUUUAUUGCUUUUACCUCUCAUAGUAUACUAGGCAAAAUAAUCCCAUGUUACGUUCAGUUGCUUUUC